Messenger RNA from Penicillium olsonii, 1575 nucleotides. The record is from the annotation of a GenBank genome assembly. NCBI's taxonomy places the organism in Eukaryota, Fungi, Ascomycota, Eurotiomycetes, Eurotiales, Aspergillaceae.
AUGCCCACUGGAGGUCAGUUAGUCCCGGGUGUGGAAGAGCCUGCUUCUGACAGCCGCAUCACAGGCCCCGCGUGUAUAACAUGCCGAGAAAAGUGUCGCAAAUGCGACCGAAAAAAGCCUGUCUGUCAAAGAUGCAUCAGCAAAGGCCUAGAAUGUAAAGGCUACCCAGACAAGUUCCGCUUUGCAGGGCUAGCGACUCGAGGAAAGUGGAAGAACCAUGCGGUCCCAAGCGAGACCCGAAACCAUAGCCCCCAGAGUCAGCCGGGCUUGGAAAAAAACGCCGUGGGGUCCGGCGAGCGAGGAGAAUCUCAAAAUACCGCAACUGCUAGUGAUGAAAAUCUUUCGGCGCCGCGAUCCACCUUGGCUCGUGAUGGAUCUCAUUUGGAGGAACGAUCCGUGGAAUUGGACGACUUACUGAUGCUAAAAAGGACAGAGGCCUUACUUGCAUAUUAUGAUGAAGUCAUUUGUCCACAUCAGAUUGCGCUUGCCGCAGGGAUGGAAAACCCGUACCAAGUCUAUGUGUUACCACUCGCAUACGAACAAAUAGGCCUACUAUACGCAGUCCUAGGGCUCACAGCAUGCCAUGUUGGCAUCCAAAAAGAGGACCUCUAUCUACGAGAAACCUUGGCAGUGGAGUACCGAGUGAGAGCUAUCAGUCGUCUCGGAGAUACGCUUCAGAAUGGACUGUCUGGCGACUUGAGUGAAAAUGAGCGGGAUGGAAUCUUCGCCACUAUACAAAUCUUGCUACUUCAGGAUAUCUUUGAGUCUGGUAUUUCGGCCCACGGUGCCCACAUCACAGGUGCCCUAUCUAUUUGCAACCAAUUGCGCUUAUCGGAUAGCUUGACCAAAGCGCAUGAGCAAACCGUUUUCUUCUUAGGCAACCUGGCAUGGCUAGACAUCAUCCGAUCGUUGACAGAUUCCCGACGAUUGCGUUUCUCUUCUGAGCUCAGAGAGACUGUCGUGACGCUAGGGGACCUGAAGUUUGAACGUGUCAACGGUAUUCCACGCACUCUGUUCCUCAUCAUGGGCAAUGUGAUGGAACACGCAAAGGCCCAUGCCCUCGGGAACAUCGACAGAUCAGAAUUUGAAAGCGUUCUCGAGUCCCAUAAACUCGCGCUAUUUUCCUGGCGCUUACCGACUGAUGAAUAUCCAGCCGACAAUCCACGCUGGCCUGCUGUGGCUGAGGCGUUUCGUCACGCUUGUAUCCUACACACAUCCCGCUUGUUGGAUCCACAACAGCCAGCAGAUGCUCAGGUCAUACAAAGCUCUGUCAUCGGGAUUCUGGAUUCUGCGGCCGAAAUUCCUGCGGAUUGCCGUUUGAUUGAAUUACUAGUCAUGCCGCUUUUCAUGGCCGGUGCAGAUGCACUGUCUCCCCAUGCUCGACAUUAUGUUUUAUUGCGCUUAGACCACGUGAAAAAUCAUGGAGGCCUCGGGAAUCAGAUAGCUAUCUCCCUGCUUAAGUCCGUCUGGGAUGGUCGCAGCAGACAACCGAAGCACGAUAACAGCAACGUCUACUGGGUGUGGUUUACUCAAGAAUCGUCUUUCGAGCCUCAGCAUGAUUAUUUGAUUAUCUGA